This is a messenger RNA of Rhizopus microsporus ATCC 52813, 585 nucleotides long. RefSeq lists its product as uncharacterized. Bases 1 to 585 code for a protein of 194 amino acids. NCBI's taxonomy places the organism in Eukaryota, Fungi, Mucoromycota, Mucoromycetes, Mucorales, Rhizopodaceae. The record is from RefSeq and is a predicted model, not a curated record. The transcript has a single exon.
AUGACUGAUAACUACUCGAAAAUCAGCUUUAUUACGUUGAUUACAAUUUCUAACAUCAUCUUUAGGUUGACAUACCAUCUAGUCACGUCAGAUGGGCAAAUCAUGAUGCCCGACUUUGUUUUAUUUAUCAAAUUAUCAUCAGCCAUCAGCUACGAAGUAUUUUUCAUGGAAGUAAAAAGAAAAGGCAACCAUAGCAAUAACACCUUGGAAAACGAUAUGAUAAAGCUCAGCAAAGAAAUGCAUAUUGCAUUAAACAAGUUAGUGGUAAAAAAAGUUAAGAAACCAGAAGUUGUUGGCUUAUUGGCGGAAGAUCAUAAAGCGGUGGCCUACAAAAUGGAUAUUAAAUAUAACGGCCAAUACCGAAUGAUUGAGAUCAGCAGGUUUCAUUUUGCCAGAGAUAUUUCUGACGAUAUCCUAUUACUACCAACAAUCAUUGAAAAAUUGAAUCAGAUGAAAAAAAUCAUAGAGCGCACUAUAUCAAAUUUGUACAAUAGUAAAAAUGAAGAAGUAGUGGAUUUGGCCGCUUAUACUAGAAAGCCAUGUAAAAACCCGGUGCUAAUUAGUCAAGACGCCAUUAAAGUCUAA